Orycteropus afer afer is the source of this 312-nucleotide messenger RNA. RefSeq names its product growth-regulated protein homolog gamma-like. The transcript is spliced from 3 exons. The record is from RefSeq and is a predicted model, not a curated record. Gene Ontology annotation, molecular function: chemokine activity; CXCR chemokine receptor binding. Gene Ontology annotation, biological process: cellular response to lipopolysaccharide; chemokine-mediated signaling pathway; neutrophil chemotaxis. The coding region runs from base 1 to 312 and encodes 103 amino acids. NCBI's taxonomy places the organism in Eukaryota, Metazoa, Chordata, Mammalia, Tubulidentata, Orycteropodidae. Gene Ontology annotation, cellular component: extracellular region.
AUGGCUCUCGCCUCGUCUGCUGCCACUUCCUGCACUCCUCGCCUUCUGCGGGCGGCGCUGCUGCUCCUGCUCCUAGUCACCGCAGGCCGGCACGCAACAGGGGCUCCCGUGGUCUCGGAACUGCGCUGUCAGUGCUUGCAGACGGUGCAGGGAAUCCAUCUGAAGAAUAUCGAAAGUGUCAAGGUGACGCCCCCAGGACCCCACUGCGGCCAAACCGAAGUCAUAGCCACUCUCAAGAAUGGGCAGGAAGCUUGUCUCAACCCUGCAGCUCCCAUGGUUAAGAGAAUCAUAGAAAAGAUGCUUAAAAAGUGA